This is a messenger RNA of Malania oleifera, 372 nucleotides long. RefSeq lists its product as uncharacterized. The record is from RefSeq and is a predicted model, not a curated record. The transcript is spliced from 2 exons. NCBI's taxonomy places the organism in Eukaryota, Viridiplantae, Streptophyta, Magnoliopsida, Santalales, Ximeniaceae. Bases 1 to 372 code for a protein of 123 amino acids.
AUGACCAGCAAAAAUGAAUGGUAUGGUUCCCUUAAGCCUCUACAUGAACUUAUGAAUGUGAUUGUUGGGAAUGAUGCAAAGUGUCCAGUGGAGGGAACUGGAUCCAUUUCCUUUAAGUCCACAAAUGGUCAAGGUAAAACCCUUUCGGAUGUGUUAUAUGUUCCUCAAAUUGGGAGGAAUUUGUUAUUUGUAGCUGCUAUCACUGAUCGUGACUAUGAAGUACGAUUUUUGAAAACAAAAGCUGAGAUCAUCGAUAGCAAUGGCAGCAUAGUGGGUGAAGUGAUUGAACUAGCAGGCUUUUGGCAUGAAAGGUGUGAAACCAUCUCCUGUGCAGUUUUCGAGGGAGAUGUAGAAAAAGGAAAUGGUGGUUGA